UAAUUUAUUACCAAAAUGGAACCAUAUUUAAGCCUCCAAGGAAAACUACGACAAGAGAAGGAACAUGUGCUUAGUUAGUGAAAUACAUAAGCUUUUAGGCCGUGUUUAUUUACACCAAAAUGCGAGGAAACUUCAAGAAAUGAGGGAGAAAAAUUAUUAUCUUCUUGAAAGAAUCUUAAAAUUGGAGAAACAAAAUUCUGAGAUAAAAUAACUUGAAAUCAAGGGAUUCUCAGCUUAAAAAUUAUAUAAGAGUUAAUGAUCAACCUCUGAGAGCAAAUAGUGUCAAUAGAACAAGAAAUUCUGAGAGACUUGAUUACACCAUGCCUCAAAAUACUCAUUUACCUCAGAUCCAGCCGAUCAAUAACCCAUACUUUGCAAAGAGUCAAAUGAAUAACCACUCUUUUGAGUCACCUCAACCUCAACCACAACUUGUUCCAAUAUUCUAUACAACUCCUGACAGAAGAAGGAAGGAGGCCAUCCACCAGUAGUAGUAGCUCAAGCAGUUCAGAUUCUAACAGAAUCACCAUAACUAGCAGCAUGCUAGAGAGCUCAGAGACUCCUAUAGAAGAAUUUAAGCCGGAAAACCUUCCUAAAAAGCCCAUAAGAGACAAGAGAGUUAGGUUCAACUUUGAACAAAAGGAUUCUGAAGCUCUUAAGCCAAAGGUCAAAAAGAGUUUACUAAAGAAGCAUCAUUCACAAUUUAAUUUCGAGUCUGACUGGCCAAAGUCCAAAUAAGCUGACGUUGGCAUGGAUUGCAAAGUCACUAUUUUCCCCAAUAGAGCUUAUCCUGCUUAAUAAGACUCAGUCUCUAAAUUUCAACAUGGAUAAAGCAGAUAACACCUUGACUAGAACAGGUCAGACCAGAAUAAUGUAUAAAAUAAAAACUUAUAUUGACAAGAUAUUAUUUGCAAUUGUUGAGAAUACUAGGAAGCACCUGAUGGGAACUGUUCUCCUAAAAUACUUCAAAGAAGUAACCACUGAAGGCCUUUAUGUAGCUAGCCAGAUUUUCACUGAUUUUGAACUAGCAAGAGUUAAAAUUAGCAAGAGCAGAGAACUAUGAGAAGUUAAAGAAUGGCAAAAGAAGAUGAUCCUCGCAAUGUUUAUUAUCGGGAAGAUCUUUGUUAUCAAUAUUAUCAUAAAUAAUGACACAAAGGGGACCUCAAAAAUGUUCUCGUCCAAACCAAACGAUAUCCAGAAGAAAAAUCUAAAAAUAAUUGGGAGUAUCAUUUAUUACAAAUUAUUGGAGUAUUUAAGAAAUAACACUAAGAUUAUUUCUGAUGAGAAGGCCUCGCCUGAAGAUGACGUGAUUUCAGAGUCCUUGAUCCCAUACAAACAUUUGAAACCCUUAGUCGAUGACAAACUUUGGUCGGAAUAUAUUAGCGGGAUCUUCCAUACAUGGCUCACUCAAUUAAUUGACCAGAUUUCUACCAAAUUUUAA
Messenger RNA from Moneuplotes crassus, 1438 nucleotides. Lineage: Eukaryota; Ciliophora; Spirotrichea; Euplotida; Euplotidae. The record is from the annotation of a GenBank genome assembly.